AUGUGGCACUAUAGAUGCUACGACACUAAGGAAGAGAGACGAGAACCAUGUGGCACUAUAGAUGCCACGACACUAAGGAAGGAAGGGAGACGAGAACCAUGUGGCACUAUAGAUGCCACCACACUAAGGAAGGAAGGGAGACGAGAACCAUGUGGCACUAUAGAUGCCACCACACUAAGGAAGGAAGAGAGACGAGAACCAUGUGGCACUAUAGAUGCCACGACACUAAGGAAGGAAGGGAGACGAGAACCAUGUGGCACUAUAGAUGCCACGACACUAAGGAAGGAAGGGAGACGAGAACCAUGUGGCACUAUAGAUGCCACCACACUAAGGAAGGAAGAGAGACGAGAACCAUGUGGCACUAUAGAUGCCACGACACUAAGGAAGGAAGGGAGACGAGAACCAUGUGGCACUAUAGAUGCCACGACACUAAGGAAGGAAGAGAGACGAGAACCAUGUGGCACUAUAGAUGCCACGACACUAAGGAAGGAAGAGAGACGAGAACCAUGUGGCACUAUAGAUGCCACCACACUAAGGAAGGAAGAGAGACGAGAACCAUGUGGCACUAUAGAUGCCACCACACUAAGGAAGGAAGAGAGACGAGAACCAUGUGGCACUAUAGAUGCUACGACACUAAGGAAGGAAGGGAGACGAGAACCAUGUGGCACUAUAGAUGCCACGACACUAAGGAAGGAAGGGAGACGAGAACCAGUGGCACUAUAG
Messenger RNA from Knipowitschia caucasica, 723 nucleotides. Lineage: Eukaryota; Metazoa; Chordata; Actinopteri; Gobiiformes; Gobiidae. The record is from the annotation of a GenBank genome assembly.